Aureobasidium pullulans EXF-150 is the source of this 910-nucleotide messenger RNA. RefSeq lists its product as uncharacterized. Lineage: Eukaryota; Fungi; Ascomycota; Dothideomycetes; Dothideales; Saccotheciaceae. Bases 93 to 686 code for a protein of 197 amino acids. The transcript is spliced from 3 exons. The record is from RefSeq and is a predicted model, not a curated record.
UCAUCCUCUUGCCUUCUUGCUUCAAUCAAAACUCGACUACACGAGACGACAGCAGAUCAUUGACUCUUAAUUCACAAAUCUUUGUUGCAAACAUGCUCUACUCUUCCAUCUUCCUCGCCGCAUCGGCCCUCUCUGGCCUUGCCGUUGCUCAGGUCCAGUCCGGCAACUACACCAUCGACCCUAACUCGGUCGAGGCCACCACCAGAGCUGCUUGGUGCCGCUCCGAGUUCAACACCUGCAACACUCUGUGUGCUAACUCCUACAAGUCCAACUCUUGUGACCAGAAUGCUCUGACCUACGUCUGCACUUGCAACAACGGACAGUCGCCCGACAUGUCCAAGUACGACGGUUCUCUCAGCACCUUCAUCUGCAACGAGUACAAGGGCCAAUGUCUUGCAACCAACGCCGGAAACUCCACUGCUCAGGACCAGUGCUCAGAUAUCACCUGUGGUGGUGAAACCGCCGCCAGCAUUGUCACCUCCUCUGCCGCUUCCUCGUCCAGCUCUGCUGCUGCCUCGAGUGGCUCCAGCGCUGCCGCCAGCGCUACCAGCGCCGUGGCCAGUGGUGCCUCGUCUGCCUCCGCCAGUGCUGCUUCUGCCAGCUCUACCGGUGCCGCCAGCGCUAUUACCGUCGGCAACGGUGCUCUUGUUGCUUCUCUGUUCGGUCUCUUCGCCUACGUCCUGUAAAUGGAGUCAGAAGACUAUCUUGACGUGGACUGUUUAAUACAGAGGGACAUUAUUGGAAGAAGUAAUCACGGCACAUUAUACGAAUGGUACCGGUCAUGAGAGCAGGCGUUUUUAUUCACCACAUUACCAGCGACGGAGUUGUUCUUUUUGGGUCGAAAAGGGCUUUCUAUUCUACGCAUCCAUAGCGAUGCCUUUUGUUUCUCAGUAGUUAAUGACUCAAUGGA